This is a messenger RNA of Hevea brasiliensis (rubber tree), 781 nucleotides long. Its product is annotated as autophagy-related protein 8f. The record is from RefSeq and is a predicted model, not a curated record. NCBI's taxonomy places the organism in Eukaryota, Viridiplantae, Streptophyta, Magnoliopsida, Malpighiales, Euphorbiaceae. The transcript has 6 exons. The coding region runs from base 170 to 538 and encodes 122 amino acids. Gene Ontology annotation, biological process: cellular response to nitrogen starvation.
AUCCGCAAGGUUGCUUCUUCACUUUGUCCUCUCUGUUGCUGAUUUUAAGUUUCUUCUUAAUUCUAGUUAUGCAAUUUUUCUUCUAUUUUCUUUAAUCGUUUAAUUGGUGGGUUUUUGGCGUUGACAAUAAUUGAUCGUUUUUGGGGGUUUGAAGAAGAUAGAAGGAGGAAUGGCAAAAGUUUACUUCAAGCAAGAGCAUGAUCUCGUGAAGAGACGAGCAGAGGCUGCUAGGAUCAGGGAGAAGUACCCAGAUCGGAUUCCAGUGAUUGUGGAGAAGGCAGAAAGAAGUGACAUACCAAACAUAGAUAAGAAAAAGUACCUUGUCCCAGCUGACUUGACUGUGGGACAGUUUGUAUAUGUUAUUCGUAAGAGGAUUAAAUUAAGUGCAGAGAAGGCAAUUUUUAUAUUUGUGGACAAUGUGCUUCCUUCUACAGGUGCCAUUAUGUCUGCCAUAUAUGAAGAGAAGAAAGAUGAAGAUGGAUUUCUUUAUGUUACCUACAGUGGAGAAAACACAUUCGGAUCUAAUAUCCCACUGUAGCGUCGUUGGGGGAUUUGCAUUGUUUCUUCCCUUGUUUCAUCAAUUUGAUUCCGUGAGGAUUGUCUGAAUCCCCGGCUGCCCAUAGUUUCAUUGUCCGCCUGAUCAUAAAGUUCCUCCCAGUGAUAUUAUGUACAGUUAAAUAUUGAAUAUAAGCAUGAAGGUGGCUUGUUCACUUUCAAUGUUAAAUGUUUCCCAGUCCAUUUUAAGAAAUCCUUCAGUGGAAAUCUAUGUUAUCGGUGGCUA